AUGCUCACUGCAAGGAUGGUCCUCCUGCUCGCCCUGCUCCUCACCUUCUCCCUCCAUCAUGUCGCAGCCCACUUCACGCCCACUGAAUGCUGCUUCAGGUACACAGAGAAAUUCAUCUGACACGUGCAGAGUUUCUAUGAGACGCCCAGAGACUGCUCCUUGCCCGCAGUUGUGAUUGUGGCUGCCACUGGUGACGGGGUCUGUGCCAAUCCUAAGAAGCCCUGGGUGAAGAGAGCCAUGAAAAGGCUUCAAAGGAAAAAAUGA
Messenger RNA from Cariama cristata (Red-legged seriema), 264 nucleotides. Its product is annotated as C-C motif chemokine 5-like. Gene Ontology annotation, biological process: neutrophil chemotaxis; positive regulation of ERK1 and ERK2 cascade; lymphocyte chemotaxis. The record is from RefSeq and is a predicted model, not a curated record. NCBI's taxonomy places the organism in Eukaryota, Metazoa, Chordata, Aves, Cariamiformes, Cariamidae. Gene Ontology annotation, molecular function: CCR chemokine receptor binding; chemokine activity. The transcript has 3 exons. Gene Ontology annotation, cellular component: extracellular region.